Culex quinquefasciatus (southern house mosquito) is the source of this 1225-nucleotide messenger RNA. RefSeq lists its product as uncharacterized. The transcript is spliced from 3 exons. Bases 519 to 1136 code for a protein of 205 amino acids. The record is from RefSeq and is a predicted model, not a curated record. Lineage: Eukaryota; Metazoa; Arthropoda; Insecta; Diptera; Culicidae.
GAAAAGGCAAAAUUCCGGUUCCCCCAGAGCGGAUAACCAAGAAGAACCGACCAGCGAAUGUUUUAAUUGCCAGAUUCGGUUGAUUUCUUAGUUCUUCGGUCUGGGGGAAGCAAAAUUCUAUCUUUCGGCAGAAACUUAUAGAAAUCUGUCGGAAACUUUUUUCAGAUUCCAAGAACUACGACGUGUGUCGAAUAUUCCUUACCGGUGCGGUCAACUGUGCUGAGCGGUUCAACAAAAUGGUGAAUGCUUUUCAUUGCGCUUUUCAGAUAAGGCUCCCUUGACUGAAGAUCACUUAAGUGCAGUCUGUUCUGCCAACUCCGGUCGCUUCCGACAUCCAAGUAGAACGAACCGGUGCCAAGAUUGCGGCAGCUUGAUCAUGUAGACCAGUGAUUAAAGGGACACCAAGCACGCGAUCCAUCUGGACAAAACAAGCCGGAAACGUCCGUGAGGAACUUGGCGACCAUGGUGCAAUCUCUUGCUUACGUCCAUCGGCAUCGACGAGAGGCUUUGUAAAGGAGAUGGUCAUCGUGCACGGCAAGGUCUGCGACGUUUUAAAACCAACCCAUCCCGAUGUUGCCAUCGAUUUGCAAACGAAGUUCGUGAAGAUUGACGUGUUCCCUUUUUACCAGAUGUGCCCGAAUCGAACCAUCCGCUACAAGCCCAACUUCAGCAGGACUCUGGAGGAGAUGCGAGCGUCGUACCAGCCCCAAGGAAGAUCACAACGCUCUCAAGUGCUUGUUGGACAUAAUGAUCACAAAGAUCCUGAUGCGCCCGUUAAAGAUCCCAAUCGGGAACUACAUCCCGGAACACAAACAAGGGAUAAAAUGGCCACCGGCAUGACGCUCUAUGAUCUGUACGCGUGCAAUGCGCUGGCGUGUUUCGCGCCGCAGGAACAGUCCGAGUACGACAAGCUGAAGGCGGACCAGGGCGAGACCCAGGUUCACGUCGUGGUCGAUCCGCUGCAGGGGAACAAUCUGCGGCCACAUCAGCGAGGGCGUGCGGUUUAUGUACGAGUGCGUCACUGGCAAGCAGGGCAACUCCAUCGAGCACAUGGAGUAGGAGGGUACAAAAAUUUGCUAAAAAUGCACAGAUUAAGCUCGAGGAUUGUAAAUUUCGUCCUUCACGUCCGAUGGUGAAGUUUGCUAACCAUCAAAGAUGCAGCAUUUUAAAUUAUAUGGAAUGUUGUGAAAUAUUUGUAUAAAAAUCUAUAUAUAAUAUGAUGAAA